Messenger RNA from Anthonomus grandis grandis, 823 nucleotides. RefSeq names its product rRNA N6-adenosine-methyltransferase METTL5 (gene Mettl5). The coding region runs from base 148 to 780 and encodes 210 amino acids. The transcript is spliced from 4 exons. Gene Ontology annotation, molecular function: rRNA (adenine-N6-)-methyltransferase activity; nucleic acid binding. The record is from RefSeq and is a predicted model, not a curated record. Gene Ontology annotation, biological process: rRNA methylation. NCBI's taxonomy places the organism in Eukaryota, Metazoa, Arthropoda, Insecta, Coleoptera, Curculionidae.
UCAACCAACUGGUGCCCUUAAUUCAGAAGGACAACAGCGUGCUGCCUUGCAAACUGCUCACACUCAGUCUAUGGGGUAUUUUAUAUCUCAAGACUCUCUAUUUGGAAAUUUAGUUUUACCAGUGUUGCCCAGGUUUGAUUCUAAGUAAUGUUCCCAUGCUUAAAACUAAGAAAAUUGGAAGAAAGGCUACAGUGUAUUGAGGAGUUUGAGAGACCUAAAGUAAAGUUGGAACAGUAUGUUACACCUGCACAUUUGGGAACUCAUAUGUUACAUACCAUUCAGUCUCAGUAUGGUGAUUUAGAUGGUAAACUUGUGGCAGAUUUAGGCUGUGGCUGUGGGGCUCUUUCCAUUGGAGCAGCUGUAUUAAAUGCAUCAUUAGUAGUUGGUUUUGAAAUUGAUGCCGAUGCUUUACAAAUAUUUCAGGGGAAUGUGGAAUCCCAUGAUUUGACUAAUGUUGAUUCUGUACAGUGUGAUGUACGAUAUAUUCCUGAAAGGUUUUACAAGAAGUUCGAUACAGUCCUUAUGAAUCCGCCUUUUGGAACCAAACACAAUGAAGGAAUUGAUAUGAAAUUUUUGAACACAGCCCUUUCACUUUCAAAUAAUGCAGUUUAUUCAUUGCACAAGACUAGUACUAGAAACCAUAUUUUGAAACAUAUAAAUUAUCUGGGGGCAAAAGGAGAAGUCAUAGCACAGCUUCGAUACGAUUUGCCAGCAACUUACAAAUUCCACAAAAAGUCAUCUGUAGAUAUAGAGGUAGAUUUUUAUAGAUUUAUAGUGUAAAUUCUUUUCAUUUCAAUAAUAUACCUUUGAAUUUCUUAGUAAA